CACCUUGAAGUCGCAACGGAAAGCAUGUCUUUAAUAAGGGUCGGAUAUUAUAACACUUUGGACUUAUGUUCUAACACUGUGUGGUAAUGAGAGAACCAGUUUGGAGACCGUACUUAGAUGGAAGCCAGUUCGUGAUUGAGAAAGAGACACUAAGUUCCAAUUGUGAUAGAUGGAUCGGGCCCAGAUGAAACUAACGAGAUUCUCUACAAGCUGGUGAAAUCGACAUCAGUUGUUGAUUUCCAACAAUGAAGCUAUCGACAAUGCGAGGACAGCUGUUUUGUAUACAAAAUACGCACUGGGUUCAUGCUACAGCUUACACCCAAUGGCAAGUCUCAAGUGCGGUUUUUUGUUUUAUUCCGAUCGAUAAGCAGCCUCUGUGAACGAUGUCCUGUCGUCAACGUGAUAAUAUAUGUUUGACAGUUCAAUUCACUUCGUACGGUGCUGGGAUAUGCUCAUGCCGGAACCAGUUCCUCUGUGGAAGGAGGUGACAGCAAUGGUUAACUGAGGACUCGGGGACAGGCAUGAUGGGAGUUCCCAGGCGGAGUAUGCACCUCUGGAACAUCUAUAUUACCCUUGUGUUUAAUAUUGUGGGACUUCAGUUCAGUUCUGGACAACUGAAUGAGAUAACGUUUAGGUUACAAGAACAGAAACCUUACGCAACAUAUGUCGGAAACGUAGCUGUUAAAAGUGACAUUGCAAGAAAUCUAUCCAAUGCUGUGUUUCAAACUCUGACGUAUAACUUCCUGAAUCCAAACAGUCUGCAAACAGCAUCUCUGUUCAGCAUCAAUAGACGGACAGGUGCCAUCCAUACUGCUGCCAUGAUUGACAGGGAGACUGUGAAAAGAAGUGACAAAGAAGUGUGUGCAUUCUUUGCUGAGUGUGAAAUCGAAUUUGACGUGACGGUACAAAGUCAGAACACUUCCUUUCUGAAAAUCAUCACAGUGAAAAUGAUCAUAGAGGACAUCAACGAUUCCCCGCCGACAUUUGUACCCAACGAAAUUAAAAUUUAUGUCUCGGAAUCAACGAACGCUGGGUCGAAGAUUCCUAUAGAAGGUGCAACAGAUAAGGACACGCCUGGGCGGAAUUCGGUUCAGUCGUACGAGAUAACGUCAUACAGGGACGUGUUUGACGUCAACUUUGUCCAUAAGCUUGACGGGAGCUCAAGCCUCAAGGUGGUCGUUAUGAGGGGACUGGACCGAGAGCUGAAGGACAGAUACCAAUUCACAAUUCUGGCCAAGGACGGAGGUACACCUUCCCUUACUGGAACGCUGACCGUCAAUGUGGAAGUCAUUGACGUCAACGACAACGCUCCCGCGUUUGCAUUGAACCGUUACAACAUCAUCGUUAAAGAAACCACUGCCCCAAACUCAGUUGUUGGAAGAGUCUCAGCUCGGGAUAGUGAUUCUGGGAAGAACGCCCGGGUGUUGUACCGCUUCAGCACUCUCAGAACAUCCAAGAUCGAGGAACUCUUCACCUUGGAUGAGACUACCGGGCAACUGAUUGUAAAGAAACCGCUGCAGUACGAAUCAGGGAAUACAUUUGAAGCUGUCAUAGAGGCCGUGGACAAGGGGGAAACACCCCAAGCAUCUCAGGCCAUCCUGGUUGUCAAUAUCAUUGACGACGGAAACACGCCACCUCGCGUGACUCUUAAUCUUGCGUCAUCGGUCGUGUACAGUGAUACUAUACUUUUGUCGGAGGGGUCAAGCAUUGGUACAUUUGUUGGCAGGGUCAAAGUUGAGGAUACUGACCCUGGUAAAAAUGGCGAUGUCCACUGUUCAUCUCUUGAUGACCAUUUUAGUUUGAACAAACUGGACGCUAAUAGUUUUGCCAUCCUCCUCUUUAAGGCGUUGGAUAGGGAGACGAAGGAUAAGCAUAAUGUAACAGUUGUAUGUUCAGAUUCUGGAAGCCCGAGUUUGUCAGCCUCUGUGGGUUUCAUCGUGCGGGUUACAGACAUCAACGACAACGCACCCGUGUUCACGUCUAGGACGUAUUUUGCCAAUGUGACUGAAAACAUCAACAGAUCAGUCAACCUGAUCACAGUGAAAGCCAAUGAUGCGGACAUGGGUAUUAAUGGCGAAGUGUCCUAUUCUCUGAGCAUGGAGGCUGGAUCAAUGUUCUCAAUUGACUCUCACCGUGGGGUCAUCAAGGCUAAUGGCGCCUUUGAUAGAGAAACAUUGAACAAAAUGACAUUUCUUGUGAAAGCUGUAGAUCAUCAUUCUAAAUCAAGAACUGGAACAGCUACAGUGACAGUCAAUAUUUUGGAUGUCAAUGACAACAGACCCGUGUUCCCUCCAACACCAUUCAAGUUCCGUAUCCCAGAGAAUCUAAGAACCGCCAAGAGGGUCGGACAACUGACCGCUAUAGAUAAAGACAUAGGAAACAACGCUGCCCUUCAGUAUAAGACCUUGACCAAUGAUCCAUCCAUUCCUUUUGUAGUAUUUUCGGAUGGUGUGAUCCGAACUGAACGCCAGCUUGACCGAGAGAUCCAGGACAAGUAUACCCUUCACGUGUUCGUCACGGACAAUGGUCAGCCACCACUGUAUUCAAACGGUACCGUCAUCAUAGAGGUAACGGACGUUAACGACAAUAGCCCUACAAUAUUAUUCCCCAAUGAUGACAACAACAGUGUCAUCCUGAUCUCAGACACCGACCCUGCUACAACCUUCACCUCAAUUGAGGCCACAGAUGACGACAUCGGAAUAAACGCGGAAAUAAUGUUCUUUAUAACAGGAGGGAACCGUGGCAAUGUGUUCACCAUUGGGAGAAGCACUGGUGAAAUUCGCCUGACGCGAUCCUUGACAACAAGUGACGAAAAAGAAUAUAAGCUGACUAUUUCAGCUCAAGAUAGUGGUUCUCCGCCACAGGAAUCGCAAACAUUGUUAAUCAUUAACGUCAACUAUACUAACAAUACGAUAGCGGCUGAUUGGAAUGCUGAAAAGAAUGCGCAUACGUACAGGAUCAUCGCUGGCAUUGUUGGCGGGGUGACAUUCAUACUGUCAAUCUUGAUCGUGUCGAUCAUACUGCUAAUACGACGGAAUGACAACGCAAGGAGAGACACAGAGGAGAAGAUGGGUGUUCAGGAGGAAUGCGGCAAAAGGGAGAUGGAGAGAAGGAUUUGGCAGGAAGUCAACACAGAAGACAUAAAGGCUGGCUUUGAGAGAGAAAAACAAGGGGAUAAGUGUUAUAAACCAAAAAUGGACAAAGAUCGUAGUUUUACGAUUGAUCCCGACCGUAACACGAGCGAUUCCUUCCUAAGUCACGCCGCCCUGGACCAGUACGGGAAACCUGAGUUCUUUACUUUUAGAAAGGGGCACGGGCCGCCAUUCAGCGAAGAUGUACGCAGUGAUGCAUCAGGGGAGACAACCACAAGCGACAGUGGCCGAGGCGGAAGUGAGGAGGAUAUUCAACUACCGCCACUCCCGGAUCUGAAAGGAUUUAGCGGCAGUCAUCAGAUAUUUUCGGUUGCUAUCGACGAAAAUGAGGAAUUUUCUCCCCAGUCCACCCCGCAAGACAUGCCGGAGAAGUCCCGCACUCUCUCAACCUUCUCCAACUCAAAUACGGCCAACAAAAUAUCGUUACCUCCAACGUCAUCGUUUCGAGACAUCCAUUCCAUUCAAGAUCCUACAUUUCGUAAUAACCAAAGAAAUCAACCAAAAGUUAGAUUCAGUACAGACAGUAUACCUAACGGGCCGAGAUAUCAAGGAAACGGAAAACACGGGAAGUUUCCGAAGGAGUUUAACGGAAGAACAAAUGUUCCUAUCAUCAGUAACGGGGAGUACUAUACGAAACACGACCAAUCCGGAUUUUCGCAUCUUGGCUCUUACCAUAGCCUCCCUCGAAGUGUUGAGGAUGACGAUAACACGACAACGUCAGGGAGUUACACGUUAAACCCUGAUGACUUUGAAGAAGUGUUCUGUGAAAGAUGACAAUAACUACUGUGAAUAGUGACAGUGCCUGAACGAAGUGAAGACAAUAUACAAGUCAUGAGGGCUUAACUGUUAAUAAACAGUUUCAAUACUGCGAUGAACAAUACAUGCUUAUUCAGCAUGACCGUAUUUCAUUCCUGUUGGUAUAUGUAAAUGUAUGUGUUCGUAUUUUGCAAAAGUUUGUACAAAUGUUUUUUAUGCAUUAUUUAUUUCGUUAAUGUGAAAAAGAGGUGCGUGAUAAAUAUGUCAUGUUACUUUGGUGACGUUGCGAUCGGCCGUGCGAUCGAUAAGCGUUCAUGCAGGAUAUCGUUCAUGCCAAAUAUUUGCUCAGAUUGUCGUUUUGUUCACUGGAAGUGUUUUGAGGAUAAUUGUCUCGCUGCGUUAGAUUCAACAUUCGAAUAUACUACUCCGUGUCAUGGUAUGAAUAAAAAACUCAUCCAGUAUGAUUGGAAAUGGUAGGAUUCUAUCCUCCUUGGUUGUUUAAUAUAAACAUACCUCUUUUCACUGAGUAAUAUUCUAAAACAUUAAUAUCAGUGAAAUAUAUUCAUUCAAAUAGUAAUCGCAGCUCCACAUCUCAUACGUCUCAAUUUAAGAAAUUGACGAAUAUGUUAUACAAUGUAAUUGUGUUCAGCAUGUAGAACAAGGAAACCCAGCAAACCAAUGGUGCUGGUAUUCUGCGUCACAUACAGUAUUUGGGUCAAAUAACGGUGUACAUUCAGUUAAAUCGACAUGUUCAGAUGCGUUGUGCAUUUAAAAAGUGACAAGGCAAAUGUUGCAUCUACUUUUGUACAUUUCAUACAUGCCGUGUACGGUGACCACACGCUCAAAGUGCCAGUAAACGAACAGAUCUUUGCUCCGUGAGUCUACAAUAUAUUUUUCUACUGUUUUUCACUGUGCUUUUUCUGUGUGGACUUCGCUCAGCUUCGUAACCCCGUUUAAUGACAAUCUCCGAAAUGUGUUGCUAAAUUGGAAUCCUCGUUGUGUUGUAUAUAAAAUGUCCCUCCCCAGCUUUCGACUUGUCUGAUCAGUGAAGUGUGACAUGUGACAAUGAAAAUACUGAAUCACUAAUUAGACGUGAUCAAUGAAAUUGUUUAUGAUUUGUGAUCAAUGUAAUAUAUAAUUAAUUUCAUUGUUAGAACAAUUAUUUGCCGGUCGAUAUGCUUGGUGAGAUACUAUUGUUAUUGUUAUUAUAAUAUUAUCCCGAAUUGUCGGCAGAACGUUUCAACAUUCAGUUUCUGGUUGAUUGACAGAUAUAUCUUUCAUCGCAAUACACCCGUCGUUAUAACUUGUAUCUUUCAACUGCAAUACAUACCUCGUUAUAACAACAUUGAUUUCUUUCUCUAUAACACCACGACACAUUCCCAAACCACUUAAUGGAGAGUGGAGAGCCAUUCUUACCUUAAAGAACACGAUAUUCUUUAAUGGUUUGUAUAAUCAAUGUAUCGAUUGUAAGGCUUCUUUUAAUGAGGAAUUGUGUAAUCGUAUUUCAGUGAUGUACAUUUCUCAACGCCUCCAUGUUUCUCUCUCCGUCCUCACACCCGCUGGGUUGUUGUAGCUAGGGUUAAGAAAUGUUUAGUGCAACUUCCACUUCUUUCGUUUCCUAUUGAACAACAACGCCCUAGUUUUCAUGUCACCCGCAGGGUUCAUUCGUGACCAGUCGUUUCAUUCCGGGACAAUCCGAAUAUCGACGUGAACCCUUCUUGUGAUAAUUGUGCUCGGAUUCGUCUCAGCGCAAAAUGGUAUGAAGAUAAUUAUCGCCGAUAAAAUUUUAUUAAUAGCACAGGGAUUUUAAAACAAAUUCUGGCCAUUUUGUGUCACAGGCCGUGUAGCUGCCACUUGGGUAUAUUUAGUUAAAAAAGAAGGGAUUCUAUUACUUAAGCACUUGUAGUUUAACAUGCAUUCAGAUUGCUUUGUCGUGUUUUGGUGCCUCUCAUCGAUCGACUGGGUGUAAGUUUCUUUCAGUUUACGGAAAUGGCCGACUGGGGACGUAUACUGACGAAUUCCUGUACCUCGGAUAAUGAUUUGAAUCAUACACUCGGUAGUUAUAGGCUGACGGAACUAAACCCAUCCAUUUUUGUAAUAUGCCAAACGUUUUCACCACACCCUAGUUUCUGACAAUAUUUUAAAGAUGGCGUCUAGAAAUGCCAUGUUGAAAAUGCAAACAUACAUGUAAUAUUGUUUUGUCCUUAAUUGAUAUAUUGGCUUAUUCUAGCGAUAGUUUCAUAUCAUGUACUUACAGUUGAAUAUAGGUUUGACUUUUAUCAGUAAAUCAGGGAAUGUUCGACCCUCAGUAACCCAGAGUGAGAUGGGGUUAAAGUCACCUGGAACAAUGUACCAUUGCGUGUCAGCACGAUUUGAUGCAGGCCACAGACGCUAACCAGUUUGGUGAAAAUCUGUGAGUCUUGAAACCAGAAAACCCGAGUCAUAGGAUUUGAGCGUGCACAAGGGAGGCAACUCUGCGCAGAUGUGGCGCUUGGGCCAGCUGUAUGACUGUAUGGCUCUACAAGUUGUACACUUAGUGCAUGCAGGAGUGACUUUGUGAGUAUGCCGAGGUACUGUUCCACGCCCUGCCAGUAUUUCAACGAUAUGAGUUAACAUAUUACACCAAUGUACUGACAUCGGCAAACACAUGGACUACUGGGCUAACCACUUGGGAGUAAUGUAUAUACCGAGUGAGGAAUGUGUGUAGGGGGUGGGAGAGGUCGAACCCAGGUCUCCAGUACAACAGAUGAUAGCAUUAACUAUAACAACUAACCUUAUGAAACCGUUUCGUCAGCACAACUGGCUGGUACAUUUCCCACUAGGCACCCGUAGGAGGACGAGGAGGUGGAAUAUGCACAAUAUUUGUUUUCCCUGCUACAACACCGCGAUCGCUCUGUGUGACUCUCGAUGUGACUCUGUGUGACUCUUGAUGUGACUCUAUUGCUGACCAGCCCCGACAGUAUUCUUGCCUUAAUAAACAUUUCAUCUCUAUAAAA
Molecule: messenger RNA, 6904 nt
Organism: Haliotis rubra (blacklip abalone)
Lineage: Eukaryota; Metazoa; Mollusca; Gastropoda; Lepetellida; Haliotidae
Product: protocadherin beta-3-like
Exons: 4
Coding region: 522-3926 (1134 amino acids)
Biological process (GO): homophilic cell-cell adhesion
Cellular component (GO): plasma membrane
Molecular function (GO): calcium ion binding
Source: RefSeq, a predicted model, not a curated record